ACCAUUGUGCGAAAAGUAAAAGACCCCUCCUCACACUUGAUCACCUCCUUCUCUCCGACUCCCUCCGGCCUUCAAGAUUUCCUCGCGCUUAGGGUUUCGACGAUCUUCUUCUGCUCUGAUAUUUCUUCAUCUCUCUGGUCUAGAUUCAGAUCAAUGGAGAAGUCACAGGCAAAUCAAUUACCUGAAGUAGAUUCAUUACCAGAUGGAUUUUUUGAGAGUUCUAACGAACAAGAACAACAACAACCUAGAACAACUCAUAAUUUUGAACAUGAAGAAUCACCGCCUUCACCACCAUCGCCACAAUCACCUCCUGAUUAUAAAGAUACGAUAUUAGAACUUGAUCAAUGUAGUGAUGCUGUACUUGAUACCUCGGAUACUUCUACUGUUACAGACAGCAGAAAUGAUGUCAAGGUAGAGAAACUGAGAACAUUUCCUGUGGCAUUAUCGGAGAAGGAUGGUGAAGAUUCAAUAGUAAAUAGGAGUUUUGUGGAGAAUACGGAAUGUGGGUCGAUUGGGUUUACAUCUGAUUCGGGGAAUGGGCAUCAAUACCAGCAUUUUGAAGGGAGUUCUGAAAAUUCCCUGAAAGAAAGGAAAAGACCCCUCCUCACACUUGAUUUACACUUGAUCACCUCCUUCUCUCCGACUCCCUCUAUCCAUCUCCCUCCCGCCUUCAAGAUUUCCUCGCGCUUAGGCUUUCGACGAUCUUCUUCUGCUCUGAUAUUUCUUCAUCUCUCUGCAACUGCAGAGGGUUCAGAGUUGAGUGCAGCAGAAACUGCAGAAUCUUUGAAGAACAAAAAGCUAGAAACCUCUGAUGUGAAGCGUAAAAGUGUAAAACGCGGGUUCAAGACAGAAAGGGAGUUUCUAGAGUUCACUUUACAAUAUCAACAAGUUAUUGCCGAGAGGGAUGCAGCUAUUUCUGUUCGAGACAAGCUUGAGUCAUUAUGUAGGGAGUUGCAGCGUCAAAAUAAACUGCUGAUGGAUGAAUGCAAGAGAGUGUCAACAGAGGGCCAAAAUAUGAGAUCAGAACUAUCUACCAAGUUCCAUCAUGCAAUUAAGGAUGUAAGCAGUAAACUCAAAGGGCAGAAAGAUGAAUGUCUCUUGCAACUCAAGGAGAAUGAGAUGCUGAGAAACAAGUUGAAGCAUCUCUGUGAUCAAUAUACAGUUUCGGAACAGCAGUUCACCCAUAAGAUAAAGCAGAAAUCACUAGAACUCCAGAUUGCGGAUCUUAAAAUUCAGCAGCAUGAAGAGAAGUCGAAUCAGGAAAAAACCCAGAUGAAGUUGUAUGCCGAGCAAUUGUCGCAGCUAUUGGCUACAGAAAAGAAUCUUCGUUUACAAUUAUCAGCUGAUGGAGAAAAGUUUCAAAAUUUUCAGGAUGCCUUGCUAAAAAGUAACGAGGUAUUUGAAACUUUUAAGCAAGAGAUUGAGAAGAUGGGGAAAUCAAUAAAAGAACUCAAGAAGGAAAACAUUUUCUUGAAAAGCAAAUGCGAGAAGACAGAUGUCACUCUCAGAGAACUUGUUGGAGAGAGAGAACAUAUGAAGAAGCAACUGGAGAAACUGAAGAACCAAAAGGAAAAGCUCGAGUCCUUGUGCCGGUCACUACAAGCUCAACGGAAACAAAGUCUUGCUGAGAGCAGCAGCUGCUGCGAUGCAGUUUCAGUCGCAUCUUCUAUGGAAGGAGAAACCUGAGAUAUAUGUGGAACUAUUUUGUCUGUACACCCAUUAAAUGGAAGGAAUUUUAAAAGAAAAACAAAUUGUUGUUUCUUAUUUACUAGAGAACUUAUGGAAUUGGAAAACACAUGAAUUCAAGAUGUUUUCCCACUUAAAGGGGCGAAAGCAUUUUAUUUUUCAGCUCUCAAGUUGCCAACUCUUUUGAAAAGCAACAGAACUGCAUAACUUACCAUGUUCCAACUUGAUCAAACAACCAUAUUAAAACUUA
Messenger RNA from Papaver somniferum (opium poppy), 1936 nucleotides. Its product is annotated as alpha-taxilin-like. The record is from RefSeq and is a predicted model, not a curated record. NCBI's taxonomy places the organism in Eukaryota, Viridiplantae, Streptophyta, Magnoliopsida, Ranunculales, Papaveraceae. The transcript is spliced from 13 exons. Bases 154 to 1686 code for a protein of 510 amino acids. Gene Ontology annotation, molecular function: syntaxin binding.